AUGACAAAGGUUUCUAUUGACAAUAACCCGAGCCGGUCUAAAAAAGGAAUAUCUGCCGAAGAAAAAAGAAAGCGUCUCGAAGAAAUGUUUCUAGAGUCGGGAGACUUUUUUCAGGCAAAAGAUGUCGAGAAACUCGGGUCAAAAAAAGGGAUUGUGAGCCAAUCAAUCAAAGAAGUUCUUCAGAGUCUUGUUGAUGACGGGCUUGUAAUGACAGACAAGAUUGGGGCUUCUAAUUACUUUUGGUCGUUUCCUUCGACAGCAAUACUAGCAAAAAAGAUAAGGAUCGAGGAGCUCGAGGCAGCCAUCAGAGAAGAAGGGAAGAAGAAGAGCUCAAUGGAAAAUACAAUAAAUCAGCUUUCUGUGGAGAAUGAACCAACUGAUGAGAGAAUAGAAAUACUCAGGAAUCUCGAGCAAGCAGAAAAAGAGCACAAGGAGCUGUUAAAGUCCCUUCAGCCCUACAAGGAUAAUGAUCCGGCUUUAAUGGAAGCAAAGAAGAACUCGGCCAAAAGAUCCAAAGAAGCAGCCAAUAGAUGGACAGAUAAUAUUUGGACAAUUAGAUCUUAUUGUAUCAAUACACUCGGCACUGAUCCAAAGACAUUUGAUGAAUCGUUUGGUAUACAUGAAGAUUUUGAUACCUUGCCUUGA
Molecule: messenger RNA, 645 nt
Organism: Phycomyces blakesleeanus NRRL 1555(-)
Lineage: Eukaryota; Fungi; Mucoromycota; Mucoromycetes; Mucorales; Phycomycetaceae
Exons: 8
Coding region: 1-645 (214 amino acids)
Biological process (GO): reciprocal meiotic recombination
Cellular component (GO): nucleus
Molecular function (GO): double-stranded DNA binding
Source: RefSeq, a predicted model, not a curated record